This is a messenger RNA of Plenodomus lingam JN3, 252 nucleotides long. The record is from RefSeq and is a predicted model, not a curated record. NCBI's taxonomy places the organism in Eukaryota, Fungi, Ascomycota, Dothideomycetes, Pleosporales, Leptosphaeriaceae.
AUGACAGCUGAUAUAGCUAUAGGUACAAGCUGGUGGCGGCUGCAUGCAGGUUUGGGCAUCUUGCACGAUGCUAUCAACCAGCCUAACGGCGCAUGCCUCCCCUCCAUUGAGGCCCCUUGGCUGUCAGAUACCAUGAUCCACUGGACAAGGAGCUGCUUCGGGCUCAUUCUCAUCAGCGACGCAAUUUUCAGAGUAGGUGGGCGCGAUACACUAUGCAGCCUUUGCGCGAUCCCGAUUCUCGAACUGGAUUAG